AGUGUGAAGGGAGUUGUACUCCAGUCUAGUAGGUGGCGGUAAUGCAACAAAUUGGAUGCCAACCACCGUUAAACCUCAUAGAAGAAGAAUUUUCACAGCGCGAGAGUGUUGUAACUAAAAUGGCGGCGCGGUGGGGAGCAGGCGAUGAAAUUUUAGCUGCCUGCAACAUGGAAUUUUUCUCAACAAAUACUCUAGACGAGGUGGUGAAUCUCCAUMGGGGCCUGUCCAGUGAAAGCGUGGCCAGACUGGAGCUGGAGACAGGAGAGGCUCUGGAGGCCCUCCACUGCUGUCUGGACCCCUCCAUACUGUCCAUCUUUGAGGACACACCCUCAGGAGAGAAUAAAUUUGGACUUGAUGAGGUGAACCAGGCUACGCUGCUCACAGCUUUGACGGAGAUCCUGGAUAACGUGGACAAUGAGAACCUUUCCCACUUUGACACACUGCCAGACUCGGACCUACUGUCUGGCCAGAAAUAUCGGGAACACUCUCCGCUGAGGAGACUGCUGUGCUUGUCCCGCUCGCCUCCAGAGAGAGAGACACUCUGCAACACACGACAGUUCUCCACAGGAAAGAGUCUCCCCAGGACACAGAAGUCUGUCCAGAGGAGUGACGGAGAGGAGGAAGAGGAUGGAGAGCAAGAUCUCCUGAACUGGGAUGGCCUGAAUCUGCCUCUCCCGCUGGCUCUGGAGCAGCACAUGGAGGAAGAGGGCGAGGAUGGAGAGAGCAUGUCAGUGAGUCUAGGAGAGCUGGUCAGACACAUGCACCCUUACUGCAUGGCCGUGUGCAUGGAGAAUGGGGAAGGGGAAGAACAGAUGCUGGCAGAGAAAAGGAUACUGCUGGAGGUGGUGGACCAGGGAGUGCAUCGAGAAUCUAUAUUUGCCCUCCCAGAUAUGGGCCUCUCCCUCUGUCAUCCCUCUUUCUCCUUGCCUGGAGUAGAAGACUCAUCCGAAGCGGAGCAGAGGGUUCCAGAUGAAGUUUUGGAGGCCGCCAUUUUGGAGACACAAGAGUCUGCGAAUGAUGAUGUCGUAAUUGGGGAUGACCCAGCAGAGGUGGCUGGCCCUUCUGACCCCGCGGUGACCCUGAGGUCAGAGGCAAGGGGUGAGAAGGUCAUCAACAGGAGACCAAAGGAGGAGACUGCAGAGAGAUGUCCGUCUCGAAGGAAAAGGAAACGGAAAAACAAAAUGGAGAAUUCACCUCCCGAAGUCACACCUGAACCUGACCAGGCAGAGAGGAGGGUCCUGAGGAGAGCAGCCCAGGAAUCCUCGCCCUGCGAGCCUGUCAAGGAGAUAGCCAAACCGAAGAAAAAGGACAAUAACAAGUCGUUAACUUCCGCCAUUUCUACGGCCGCCCCCGAGGCGCCAAAACACAAGACGAGAGCGACACAUACCGCCGAAAAACAUGUGGAAGUCACCACCCUAGUACUUCCCAAACAACCCAGCAUUAAGGUCAUGCCCGCCUCUGACCUGUUGCCAAUGACUAUGACCCCCGAGAAGGUCUCCCAACCAACCACAGCCUGCGGGAAGCCUCAAGGCCCCCCAGCUUCUACAGCUAACCCAACUGCCCACCAGUUGAUGGAAGCCCCCCAGUCAAUGACAAUCAACCUUCCCAGUGCCAACCCUGUAUCAGUGGCCCCUCAGCCAACGAUGCAGCCCAACAUUGCCCCUCUAGUGGCCCACCAGGCGAUCCCCCCUCAGGCUAUUGAACCCAAACCCAAGCCCCUGUCCCUCCAGCAGUACCGGCUGCUGCGCCAGCAGAAGAAACUUGCCCCCCUAGAGAGACUGGAGGACCAGAGCGUCAAGUGGCCCAUCCUCCUUGAGGCCCCUACAGAGCUGCCCCCCAUCCCCUGCCUCCCCACCCCCUCCUCCAGAGGCCCCCACCCCUCCCCGGGGAAGAAUGAGGUGGAUGAAGUGAAAGCAGCCUGGCAGCCCAUGGGACCAGGAGCACCUCCUACACCUGAAGCCCUGCUGGUGCCUCCUGCUUACAUGCAGGCCUCCAAGUCAUAUUCCUCUAGCAAAGUUGCUAUUGAAAAUGCGGCCCUUACCACCCCUCCCCAGCAAGCGGCUAUUCCUACUCCACAGUCAUCUAAAGCUAGCCAACUCCAGCCCCUAAUCUCCGCUAUGCCUGCAUCCAGUACUGUGAAGGUGAUACCAUCCCAAACCCCCUCUACCAAGGCCCAGACCCUUUCUGUGAAGUGUUGUAUACCCCAGGCCCCCCAGCCUGCACUCUCAAACCCCCUGCGCCAGUCUCAGCUACCCUCCUUGAAGCCUGUGGCCCUUAUCAAAUCUCAGAGCUCCAGUGGAGCCUCUUCUAAAACCACUACAGAUGCCCACAGGUCCACCUUAAUUGCUCCUAUACCCCAAAAACCCACCCCCGUCGCUACUAUUGUACCCAAGAGAACUUUAAACCCCAACACUGCUGCUGUUUGUGUACAGAAACCUACCCCUGCUGCUGCUCUGAAGGUGUCUACUAAUCUCCAGAAGGGAGUAGUUGCUAUGCCCCAGCCUAGGGUGCCUGAGCUACCUACCAUCACUCCUGUGUCUACCCUAGCCAAGCCCUCCAACGCCCAGGCCUUCAAACCUCCAGUGAUGUGUUCUCCAGCCCAGGAGGCCCCCAAAGCCAGGAGUCCUACUCAGGAGCUGAUGGAGGCCUUCACCAGUGAAAUCGGUAUUGAAGCUGCAGACCUCACCAGCCUGCUGGAGCAGUUUGAAGAGACACAAGCUAAAGAGGAGCAGUGUGUUCUGGAGGUCUCUGGUAGAGCAGCAGCUGUAGGAAACUCUAGUGUGGCGCAACCAUGUGAUAGGACCCCUGUGGAGAGAGUCCGAGCGCAUGAGCUGACCAGCACUGCAGAUCUGACUCCUCCAGCUACCCCUCCUCACCAGAUGUGGAAGCCCCUGGUCCCAAUUGCCCUCCUUGGUAAGAGCCGAGCCACUGAGGCCCCCAAACCAUCACCCUCCAAGGCCAUCCAGAUCGACGCGCAUCCCCUGCACUCCAACAAGCUUCGGAGCAAGACCUCUAGCCCCCCUAUAACUCCCACCCCCAAUCCAGUGUCUCUCACCCUGGCCUUUUCAGACCACGACUACUCCCUCCUUCAGAAGGAACACAUGGCUAUUGCAAGAGAGCCAGGCAAGCGCUGGAAUGUCAAACAGCAAGCAGCCAUCACCAUUGAGCCACUUGGCAGCAACACUACCUGGGUACCCCAGAGGAUCCCUGCCCCCUCCCUCCAAACCCUCACAACUGCCCUGGGUACGAAGAACCAUCAGGCCCCCCUAGUUCCCCAGCCCCUGGAUGUAAAGACUGACAGGACUAGCUCUGUGCUGGAGACCCCUGAUGCCUCUCCCACCAGGCUGAUGGACCAGGCUGGUCCCCUGGAGAGGAGUCCCAAGAAAGGGAGGUCUUACCGAAGUUACAAUAAUACCUUCUCCCACAGGCCUAGCCCAAGCCCCAGGCGAGGAAGGAAGAGGAAAAGGAGUAUCCACCGUUCCUCCAGCCCUGACUUUACUGACUCGGAGUCGGACUCCUCUUCUCAGUCUAGAUCUCGCUCUCUACCCAGGAAGAGGUACAGGCCUCGUCACUCUGAUAGUAGCUUCAGUGCCUCCUCUUGCUCCUCCUCUUGCUCCUCCUCUUGCUCCUCCUCUUGCUCCUCCUCUUGCUCCUCCUCUUGCUCCUCCUCUUGCUCCUCCUCUUGCUCCUCCUCUCGUUCCUCCUCUCCUUCCCUGGCCUGCUUUCCAAGGCGGCGGCGAUAUUCCUACUCCUCUUCCCGAUCAGGAUCAUGGAGUAGGUCCCGUUCCCGCUCUCCCCACAGAUGGGCGUGGAGUAGAUGCAGCAGACAACGCAGCCCGUCUUUCAGACCAGGCUACCGGCCUGAAUCUAGAGAAAACAGUGAGGUGGGGAAGAGACUCACAGAUAAAGCCAUUGAGGAGCGUAGGGUUGUUUACGUAGGGCGAAUCCGAGAGACAAUGACUCAUAAAGAGCUGAAGGAACGCUUCUCUCUGUACGGAGAAAUUGAGGAGUGCACUUUACAUUUCAGAGGCCAUGGGGAUAACUAUGGGUUUGUGACCUACUACGAUACGAAGGAUGCAUUCACGGCCAUCGAGAACGGCAGCAAGCUCCGCAAGCCUGACGAACUCCCCUUUGACCUCUGCUUCGGAGGAAGGAGACAGUUCUGCAAGACGAGCUACGCUGAUCUAGAUUCUAACCGCGAGUAUGACCCGUCGGCACCCGUGACUGGCAAGUUUGAUGCCCUUGACUUUGACACUUUACUGAAGCAGGCCCAGAAGAGUCUGAAGAGGUAACAGAGGUCAGCCCACUGGGGGCUCCACACAAAGACUUACCUCAGAGCCGUUGGCAGGCUCCUCCCACUAUCAUCGCUGGCUUCGCCUUGACCGAGGGGUGGACCACAACGCACGGUCGAUACAUUAGCCAGCUAACAUUAAUUUACAUGCAGAUAUAGCUCUUUUCUGGUUCAUACAAGACCGUUUUAAGGCUGCAAUCAGAAAUUAUAGAGUAAUAGAACCUUUACAUCUUGGUUUAAGGCAUAUUUCUAUUCAAGAGUCAAAUGUAAUCAAUGUCAUUGAUUGAAGCAAUAUAUCAGAAUCAUUAUUCAGAAACUGUUGAAUUGAGGAAGUCUGCCUUUUUUAAUAUGGAUUGUUUGUGUGAAGUCAUUUAUGCCAUGUUCACUUCAAGCCUGUCUAUCUUUGAACUCUGAAAUGCUAUUUUUGAAUUUUUWGACAUGUUAGCUGUAUAACACUUUACUUUUUUGUGAUAUACAAUUCGGAAAGUAUUCAGACCCCUUGACUUUUUCCACAUUUUACCUUACAACCUUAUUCUAAAAUGGGUAUAAAA
Messenger RNA from Salvelinus sp. IW2-2015, 4842 nucleotides. RefSeq names its product peroxisome proliferator-activated receptor gamma coactivator-related protein 1. NCBI's taxonomy places the organism in Eukaryota, Metazoa, Chordata, Actinopteri, Salmoniformes, Salmonidae. Gene Ontology annotation, cellular component: nucleus. Gene Ontology annotation, molecular function: transcription factor binding; RNA binding. Gene Ontology annotation, biological process: positive regulation of transcription by RNA polymerase II. The record is from RefSeq and is a predicted model, not a curated record.